AACCCUCGCGAGGGGACGGUUGGACCAGUCCGAACAAGUAACUAUGGCCACGCCAGCGCCGGGAUCAGCUCUGCUACCACUCGAACUCAUCGACAGAUGCGUCGGCUCAAAGAUCUGGGUUCUCAUGAAAGGAGACAAGGAAUUCUCGGGCACACUACUCGGAUUCGACGACUACGUCAACAUGGUGCUCGAGGACGUAACUGAGGUCGACGACGGUGGCGCCUCGACAAAGCUGCCGAAAAUCCUCCUAAAUGGCAACAACGUUUGCAUGUUGAUUCCUGGAGGUGGCCCUGAGGCCAUGGAGAUCUAGCACAGUGGCGGGCGUUUCUAUCCUGAUCUGGAGGUCUAACGGCAUGCCCAUCGGGCAUAGCCUAG
This is a messenger RNA of Mytilinidion resinicola, 375 nucleotides long. Its product is annotated as LSM-domain-containing protein. The coding region runs from base 44 to 310 and encodes 88 amino acids. Gene Ontology annotation, cellular component: U4/U6 x U5 tri-snRNP complex; U6 snRNP; Lsm1-7-Pat1 complex. Gene Ontology annotation, molecular function: RNA binding. The record is from RefSeq and is a predicted model, not a curated record. Lineage: Eukaryota; Fungi; Ascomycota; Dothideomycetes; Mytilinidiales; Mytilinidiaceae. The transcript is spliced from 4 exons. Gene Ontology annotation, biological process: mRNA splicing, via spliceosome.